GUAACGUGACUGUAAUGAAACGGGAAGUUCGUGAUUUACUCACAGUCAAGCUGCUUUAUUCUUUCAACAAGAUACCAAGACUUGUGUGUUUCACCUGAAGACAUUUGCUGCUAAAUACUAAAGCGAGUCCUGUUCGUUCAUCACGGGUGUUGGUGUUUUAUCAGCAGGUCAUGGGCUCCAUGUUUCGCAGUGAAGAGGUUUGUCUGGUGCAACUCUUCCUCCAGUCAGGAUCUGCUUACAACUGUGUCAGUGAACUGGGAGAACUGGGAAUAGUGGAGUUUAGAGAUUUGAAUCCGAAUGUGAAUGCGUUCCAAAGGAAGUUUGUGAGUGAAGUGAGGAGAUGUGAAGAGCUGGAGAAAACGUUUGUGUUUCUGGAGCAGGAGAUCGUUCGGUCUCUUACUCAAACACUGCAGCCCCCCAUUCCAACCCCUCCAGCCCCUCAGCCCAGAGAGCUGCUCACCAUAGAGGAGGACAGCGAACGCUUAGCCCGGGAGCUUAGGGAGGUAUCCAGGAACAGAGACAGUCUGCGAUCACAGUAUACUCAGCUAUGUCAGUACAGAGGAGUUUUGAAACAGACCCAUUCACUCACAGUAUCACAGGCACCGCUGGUCGCGUUCGAUCCAGUGGGUCUGACUGAGAACAGACAGGACGUCAGGUUGAGUUUUGUGGCAGGUGUGGUUCACCCAUGGAAAGUUCCCGCUUUCGAGAGGCUGCUGUGGCGUGCUUGUCGCGGUUACAUCAUCGUGGACUUUCAUGAAAUGGAAGAGAAACUCGAACAUCCUGAUUCUAUUUUUCAGGGCGAGGAGGUGCAGUGGACCGUGUUUUUAAUCUCAUUUUGGGGAGAUCAGAUCGGCCAGAAGGUGAAGAAGAUCUGUGAUUGCUUCCACACACAAACCUUUCCUUACCCUGAGAACCAGACAGAAAGAGAAGAAACUCUUAAUGGACUGAGAGGAAGAAUCGAGGACAUCAAAUCAGUGAUGGGUGAGACCGAGCAGUAUAUGCAGCAGUUGCUGGCUCGAGCUCUGGGUCGUCUGCCUGAGUGGCGUGUGCAGGUUCAGAAGUGUAAGGCCGUGCAGAUGGUCCUGAACCUCUGCAGUCCGUCUGUCACUGAUAAGUGUCUGAUCGCUGAAGCCUGGUGUCCUGUCAGCCAGCUGCCCGCCCUACAGAGCGCCCUGAGAGAGGGUGGAAGGAAGAGUGGCAGUAGCGUGGACUCAUUCUACAAUCGUUUGCCGGCCACCACCUCUCCACCGACCCUCUUCCCCACUAAUGCUUUCACUGCAGGCUUUCAGAAUAUAGUGGAUGCGUAUGGAGUGGCCAGCUAUAGAGAAGUCAAUCCAGCUGUGUACACCAUCAUCACUUUUCCCUUCCUGUUUGCCGUGAUGUUUGGGGAUGUUGGUCAUGGUCUGCUGAUGGCAUUAGCCGGACUCUGGAUGGUUCUGGAGGAGAAGGAUCCUAAACUAAGAAACAGUACCAAUGAGAUCUGGCGUAUGAUGUUCGGAGGUCGAUAUCUGAUUCUGUUAAUGGGCUUGUUCUCUGUCUACACUGGAGCCAUUUACAAUGAGUGCUUCAGCAGAGGACUGACCACCUUCUCCUCAGGCUGGCACGUCCAACCCAAUGCUGAAUAUUACAACUGGACUGAGAAUACUUUUAGGAGUAAUCAAUAUCUCUCACUGGAUCCAAACGUCACAGGAGUUUUCACCGGUCCAUAUCCUUUUGGAAUCGAUCCUAUUUGGGGUCUGGCCAAUAACCACCUGACAUUCCUCAACAGUUAUAAGAUGAAGAUGUCUGUUAUUAUUGGGGUUAUCCACAUGACUUUUGGUGUGUGUUUGUCCUUCUUCAACUACAUCCACUUUCGGGAAACCAGCAGUGUGUUUUUGGUGCUGAUCCCGGAGCUGUGCUUCAUGCUCUGUCUGUUUGGAUAUUUGGUUUUUAUGGUCAUCUAUAAAUGGGUGGUGUAUGGACCUAUGACCUCAAACUCCGCCCCCAGCAUCCUGAUUCAUUUUAUAGACAUGUUCCUGUUUACGGAGAACAAGGACAACAAGCCGCUGUAUGAGGGACAGAUAAUAGUGCAGAAGGUUCUGGUGAUUGUGGCUCUUCUGUCCGUUCCUGUGCUUCUUCUUGGAAAACCAAUUCAAGAAUACAUCACAUAUAGGAAGAAGAAAUCUCAGCUGACAGGAGACAGACGUCCUCUAUUAUCAGAAAACGGCUCUAUAAACGCUCAACAUGGAGCCAUGGAAAGUGGAGAAGAAGAAGAGGAGUUUGAUGCAUCAAAUGUGUUCAUGCACCAGGCCAUUCACACUAUAGAGUACUGUUUAGGGUGCAUCUCUAACACUGCGUCAUAUCUGCGACUCUGGGCCCUCAGUCUGGCUCAUGCACAGUUGUCUGAGGUGUUGUGGUUGAUGGUGAUGAGGUUCUCAUUCCAGCAGCUCAGUUAUUUGGGCUCAAUCAUCAUGGUUGUUAUAUUCGCAGCAUUCGCUGUGCUGACCGUAUCGAUCCUGCUGGUCAUGGAAGGCCUGUCUGCUUUCCUGCACGCUCUACGUCUUCACUGGGUGGAGUUUCAGAAUAAAUUCUACAGCGGUUCAGGCUACAAGCUCAGUCCAUUUGCCUUCUCGUCAAUCAUCAGCAGCUCCUCUCUCAACUGAACAUGAUGAAUUACUUUCUGUUAGUGGACAUGCACAUUUUAACAUGUAUGAUUGAAGUAUUUCCUGUCUUUGCGUUUGCUUGAAUGCUUCUAUACAAAAAGCUGGACCUUAAUGCUCAGAGGGAUGUUUAGAGCGUUGUGUAUCCACAUCCAGUACAUUAACACUGUGAAACUGACGGUGAGAUUGAAGUAUUUUAGCUGACUGAACACAAAUUUUAAUUAUGUCUUGAGCCUUAAUGGGUCAGAAUGAGGUAUUGAUAUGAGAGCACUUGCAUGAUUAUCUUAGUACACUGUAACAAAUGACAAUGAUAAGAUAAUUUAGCAAUACAAAAUGUAUAAUGUAUGUGUUUGUGAAAUAUAAUGUACAUUCUUUAUCAUGGCAGUACUUUUAUUUAGUUCCAACAUAAAAAUAAAUAAAAAAGUAAUUACAGUAUCACCCCAAAGUAAUUCAGAGUAAUUCACACUGCUUUAUCAGCUUGUCAAUUAAUAACUUAAAAUGUCUUAUAACGGUAUAUAUUUAAAGGGACUAAUCUUACUUUCUGGUGCUUUUAUUUUUGCUCUUCUGUUAUAAUGUAACCUUUUAUGUUUUUGAGUUGAAUCACGCAGUGUGCAUGUGAAGCCUUACAGUGGUAUUCCCCACUAUCAAUAAAGACCAAAUGUAAUACA
Molecule: messenger RNA, 3307 nt
Organism: Paramisgurnus dabryanus
Lineage: Eukaryota; Metazoa; Chordata; Actinopteri; Cypriniformes; Cobitidae
Gene: tcirg1b
Product: T cell immune regulator 1, ATPase H+ transporting V0 subunit a3b
Biological process (GO): proton transmembrane transport; vacuolar acidification
Cellular component (GO): vacuolar proton-transporting V-type ATPase, V0 domain; vacuolar proton-transporting V-type ATPase complex; plasma membrane
Molecular function (GO): ATPase binding; proton-transporting ATPase activity, rotational mechanism
Source: RefSeq, a predicted model, not a curated record